Molecule: messenger RNA, 2943 nt
Organism: Lingula anatina
Lineage: Eukaryota; Metazoa; Brachiopoda; Lingulata; Lingulida; Lingulidae
Product: arf-GAP with Rho-GAP domain, ANK repeat and PH domain-containing protein 1
Biological process (GO): signal transduction
Cellular component (GO): cytoplasm
Molecular function (GO): GTPase activator activity; phosphatidylinositol-3,4,5-trisphosphate binding; protein binding
Source: RefSeq, a predicted model, not a curated record
AAGUCUCCAAAAGAAUAAUCCCUAUGGCGGUGAUGAAGAAUGUGGAGAACGAUGUCAGGCCAGGAGAGUCAAAGCAGUAUCGUUUCAAGCUCUUUACUCUUGACCGUGUCUUCAUCUUUGCUGCUGAGGAUUUAGAUGACUUGACAUAUUGGAGCAGUACAUUAUUACAGGCCAUUAUAAAAUACAAGGAUGUGGAGUGUAACAUGUUAAUACCAGGUGGAGACAUGGCGGGACCUGACAAGGAAGGAUUCCUGAAGAUGGACGGAACCAAGGGCAAAUGUUACAUUGCCAUCAAAGGAGACAAGCUCUGCUAUUAUAACAAUUAUGAUGAUUUUAAAGUGGCAUCUCCGAUUCAUGAAAUAGAAAUGCAGCUUGCUUCUGUCAAAGAUGCUGGCAAAAACAAAAUACAGCUCAUUACAAACUAUCAUUCUUUUCUGUUUACCUGUGACAGCGUUCAGGACUUCCAACAAUGGCGGGAGGCUAUGGAAGAAGCCAUCGCUGAAGGCCUGUCAGACGAUACGGUUUUAAAGCAAGUCUAUGAGAACAGAAGUAACAAGCAGUGUGCAGACUGUAGUGCCCCCGAGCCACACUGGGCGUCCAUUAAUCUGGGGAUAACACUGUGCAAGAGCUGCUCAGGAGUGCACAGACACCUGGGCACUUCCGUCUCCAAGGUGCGGUCUCUACGGAUGGAUCACAAGGUGUGGUCCACCUCACUGGUCAAGAUGUUCCAGGCAAUAGGAAAUGAUAAUUCCAAUGAUUUCUGGGAGUGGAAGUUACCACUGGAAGAUAAACUGGAGCCAGAUGUAGAUACGCAAACAAGACAGACCUUCAUCAUGAGCAAAUAUCAGAGUAAAAUGUACUGCAAGGACCAUGCACUGCAGGGGAAACAAGAAUCCUUGAAUGAGUCCCUGUGUCGGUCAGUUCAGAGAGAUGAUAUCAUGGAGACUGUGUCCCUGCUCUUCCACGGGGCUGAGACAACCCAUGAGUCAAGCUGUAUAUAUUUUGGGACUCCUAGCCUUACACCUGUACAACUUGCCAAGCUGGCAAAGCAGACAGUGCAGUUGGAGUUUUUAUAUCAAAAUGGUGCAGAUGGUAUGAAUGGCAGUGGCAGUGGGAGUUUUUCAGGUGCUAGUGUAUCUCGAAGAAACAUUUCUUUUAAAGGUUAUUUAUAUAAAACUGGGAGCAAUCAGAAAGAAUUCCUCAAGAGGUGGUGUGUGCUGGAGAACGGAACUCUCAGCUACUUUGCCGACCAGAAGGCCAUUGUAGCCAAAGAUACCAUAGAAGUUAAGGACAUCAUGUCUGUUAACAGAACCACUAAUGAAAAAUAUGAGCAUUCCUUUGAGGUGUGUACCACCAAGUCUGGUGGCAGAGUUUAUCUGUUUGCCACGGACUCUGAAGAAGAAAUAUCAGAGUGGAUUACUAACAUAGCAAAAAGUUGCGUGCCAUAUACUGCCAUAGACGAAGUUCAGCCUUUCUACGCUGCUGGUUGGAUGUUUAUCAGAGAGGGUGCCACAGGAGACUGGAGGAAGACGUGGAUCCAGCUUAAGGAGAGACAGCUGGCCUUAUUUGUAGAGCAUGAGAUGGAGUCCAGUUAUGUAGACUUGAGGAAAGCUGUGGGAUUAAAGGAGCAGGAGGGAACUUGCAAUGAAUCAUAUGAAAAUGGAAUGAUGUUCGUAGUUGACUGGCCAGGGAGAGCCCUCUAUUUCCAAGCAGACAUGAAGAAGGAUACAGAAAGCUGGUGGAAGAUUAUACACUCUGCAGCCACUGAGAGUGGCCCCAAACUGGAUGAGCAACAGUUGACCCAAGAGGACAUCCCAGUGAUUGUGGACAAGUGUAUCAAAUUCAUCUCAGCUCAUGGCACAACUACAGAGGGUAUAUACAGGUUGAAUGGCACGCAUUCCAAGGUGGCACAUCUAUUAGAGGCGUUCAGAGAAGAUGCUAGAUCAGUCCACCUGAAGGCAGAUGACUACAGCGUACAUGACGUGGCCAAUGCACUGAAGAGGUAUUUCCGCACUCUGACAGCACCGUUGUUGACGCGGGACCUUUAUCCAAAGUUUGUGGAGACUGCAGCUUACCAAGACCAUAACAGCAAGUUACAGUGGUACAAAUAUCACCUGGGACAGCUUCCCAAGGUGAACUUCAACACUCUGAAGAAGCUGCUGUUACACCUACAAAUUAUUGCCAAGAACAAUGCUGAGAACAAGAUGACAGAUGUCAACCUAGGGUCCAUCUUUGGUCCCGCGCUGAUGACUCUGGACAGUGACCACACAGGACAGAAAUAUAACACCACCCAGCAAGAGAUAGCCACGCUGGUGGACAUGAUUAGAUAUUAUGACUGGCUGUUUGAUGUAGAUAAAGCAACCAAAGAAAAAGAAGAGAAAAUAGAAGAAGCCUUGGAGAAGAUGAAGAAAGCCCAAGCUCCUCAGGCCCAGGCAGGUGACUUCAUGAUCCCUAUCUACAUUGGUGACAAGUCAGGCACUUGUCACAUGGUCAAGGUACCUGCAAGUAUGACUGUAGAAGAACUGUUGUCAGAGAUCAUGAUAGUGGCCAAGCUGCGACCAGGAAACUGGGGAAUCUUUGAGGUUAUCUGUGAUGGUCAGCUAGAACGCCCCCUCCACUUCAGUGAGAAGCCCCUGCCAGUAACGUUCCGGUGGAGUCACUGGGGAGAAGAGGACGGGAGAAACAGUUAUCUCUGUGUUAAACCUAAUGUGAUCUAUGAACAGCUAGAACAGGUGUUCAACCCUCACAUAUCAUCAUUUAGUGAACUCCGCUUCAGUGACAAGAAAAGGUUUAACAAGUUUUUCUUCGAGUUCAGCCAAUCCAAUCUCAGUUACUACAAGGACUCUAAGGCUGAGGACAGUGAUGACACAGUAACUGAAUGGCAUGUAGAGGAGGUAGGGGGUGAUAAGUAACCCUGCCAGCCCCACUUCUACCUCACCAGCA